CUUGGAUCCCCCUACACAGCCUGCAGGGAGAGUUUCUGCUUCUGGGCCUUCUUUCUACCAUCCAACCCUGCUCCGCAAGCCUGCCUUUUUGUCUGCGAGGUCCUUAGAAACCUACCAUGCUGAGGGAAUCCGGAGAGGUCCUUGGAUCCUCCAACACAGCCUGCUUCAGGGUGGAGGGGAUCUGAGAACCUGCUCCAGUGCUGAAGGGACCUAAGAGAGGGCAGACCAAGAAAACUCCAAAGUAUAUAGUCAGCCACAGCAAAGAUUGGACCAAGACACCAAGACUUUGCUGGCCUCAUCUGAAGGAAGAGAUGGGCAGGCACUACUGCAAGAAUUCCUUCAACAUCCUGAAAAGCAACAUUGGGAACACCAGAAUCCAGCAAACAUGCAACAGGAAGACUUGAACAUCCUAACCCAGAAGAGGUAGAAGGAAUCAACUUUAAAUGUAACCUUAUGAAAAUGAUGGAGACCUCAAAACAGGAAGUGAAAAACUCCCUUAAAGAAAUGAAAGAGAAGACAAAUUGCAUAAGAAAGCCACGGUUUUCAGAAUCAGCUGUAAUUGUGUUAUGACCUUCAAUUUCUUGUAGUAAUGCUCCUGACAGUUGCUUCAGUUACACCAUAGGAACCCAGGAGUUAGCCAUAGCAAGAGGACUUCAGCUGGUGGUGCAGACAGAAUGGAAGCCAACUACUCCAUGCCUCUGAAUGGAUCAGAAGUGGUGGUCUAUGAUUCUAUCACAUCCAGAGUUCUGUGGAUCCUCUCAAUGGUGGUCCUCUCCAUCACUUUUUUCCUCGGGUUGCUGGGCAAUGGACUUGUGAUCUGGGUAGCUGGAUUUCGGAUGGCACACACGGUCACCACUAUCUGUUAUCUGAACCUGGCUUUGGCUGACUUCUCUUUCACGGCUACUCUACCAUUCCUUAUCACCUCAAUGGCCAUGAAAGAAAAAUGGCCUUUUGGUUGGUUCAUGUGUAAAUUAGUUCACAUUGUGGUGGACAUAAACCUAUUUGGAAGCGUCUUCCUGAUUGCUCUCAUUGCCUUGGAUCGCUGUAUUUGUGUCCUACAUCCAGUCUGGGCUCAGAAUCACCGCACUGUGAGCCUGGCUAGGAAGGUAAUCAUCGGACCCUGGAUUCUUGCCCUCAUCCUCACAUUGCCCAUUUUCCUCUUCUUGACUACGGUUAGAAUUCCAGGAGGGCAUGUGUACUGUACAUUCAGCUUUGCGUCCUGGGGUGACACUGAAAUGGAACGGGUGAAUGCAGCUAUCACUAUGCUAACAGUUAGAGGAAUCAUCAGGUUCAUUAUUGGCUUCAGCAUGCCCAUGUCCAUCGUUGCCAUCUGCUAUGGACUCAUCGCUGCCAAGAUCCACAGAAGAGCCCUUGUUAAUUCCAGCCGUCCUUUACGCGUCCUUACUGCAGUUGUGGCUUCCUUCUUUAUCUGUUGGUUUCCCUUUCAACUGGUGGCCCUUUUAGGCACAGUCUGGCUCAAAGAGUCACUUUUUAGUGGUGGUUAUAAAAUUCUUGACAUGUUGGUUCACCCAACCAGCUCAUUGGCCUUCUUCAAUAGCUGUCUCAACCCGAUGCUCUAUGUUUUCGUGGGCCAGGACUUUAGAGAAAGACUGAUUCAUUCCCUGCCUUCCAGUCUGGAGAGAGCCCUGAGUGAGGACACUGCCGAGAUCAGUGGUACAGGCACCAAUUCUGCUUCAGCUUCUGAAGGCAUCGAGAUAAAGGCAAUAUGAGGAAAGGACUGGGGGAUGCUUUUUGUUCCACGCCAUUUCACUUUUAUCUCACCUUAUAUUGUGUUCUAGAGAGUUAUUAAUCUGGAAAAAUACUUCUGUAUCUCUUGAAUUGGGGGAAAGAAAUAAAUAUCAAAGCUAAUAUUGCUGUUCUUUUGGGGUUUU
Molecule: messenger RNA, 1892 nt
Organism: Microtus oregoni (creeping vole)
Lineage: Eukaryota; Metazoa; Chordata; Mammalia; Rodentia; Cricetidae
Gene: Fpr2
Product: formyl peptide receptor 2
Exons: 3
Coding region: 675-1730 (351 amino acids)
Biological process (GO): complement receptor mediated signaling pathway; positive regulation of cytosolic calcium ion concentration; inflammatory response
Cellular component (GO): plasma membrane
Molecular function (GO): N-formyl peptide receptor activity; complement receptor activity
Source: RefSeq, a predicted model, not a curated record